Messenger RNA from Fragaria vesca subsp. vesca, 2011 nucleotides. RefSeq lists its product as uncharacterized. Lineage: Eukaryota; Viridiplantae; Streptophyta; Magnoliopsida; Rosales; Rosaceae. Gene Ontology annotation, biological process: transcription by RNA polymerase III. Gene Ontology annotation, molecular function: protein binding. The record is from RefSeq and is a predicted model, not a curated record. Gene Ontology annotation, cellular component: transcription factor TFIIIC complex. Bases 86 to 1861 code for a protein of 591 amino acids. The transcript is spliced from 2 exons.
CUUGAGCAUUCUGUUCAUAUUCUUGGGAGUAUCUCAAAGUCAUCCAACUGAACCUGAGUUGAGUGUCAUUGAUCUUUUAGCUUCCAUGCUUAUGCAAAAUAAUGCACACAGUGAUGCUCUUCAGCAUAUUGAGCGUGCACAGUUCGUAUCUUGUUCCAAAAAAGAGCUGCCUUUGGAAAUGAAAGUUAAAGAAGGAAUCUGCCAUGCUUACCUUGGGAAUUCGGAGAAGGCAGAAAUGCUCUUUAGUGCUCUUGAACAAAAAAGUGCAGAUCAUGCUGAGUUGAUUACUGAACUUGCAGAUUCAUUCAUGAGUCUGGAGCAAUAUAGUUCUGCAUUGAAGUAUUAUUUGAUGCUGAAAGGAACCACAGACUCUAAUAAUGGUUUUUUACAUAUAAAAAUGGCUCGAUGCUAUCUAUCCUUGAAUGACAGAGUACAAGCAAUUUCAUGCUUCUACUUAGCUCUGAAGGCACUCGAAAACAAUAUUGAUGCGCGAUUGACAUUAGCUUCUCUUCUUCUUGAAGAAGCCAGAGAAGAGGAUGCCAUUUUGCUGCUAUCUCCUCUUGACAAUAUUAGUUGUUCUGACCUCCAAACUGAUAAAUCAGAACCAUGGUGGUGCAAUGGAAAGGUGAAACUGAAGCUUUGCCAUAUUUACAGGGCUAAAGGGAUGCACAAGGAAUUUGUGGAUACAAUCUAUUCUCUUGUGCGUGAGGCAUUAUGUAUCGAAGUACUUCAGCAAAAGGUGAGAGUGAAAAAGAGGCUCACAAAAAGUGUGCUGCUAGAAAGAGUUAAAGUUCUGAAUAAGCACCAAAUGGAUAAUCUACUUUGUGGAUCUAUAUCAGUAACUCCGGCAUCAGAUAUGAGCAGAGCUAACAGAGCGAAGAAGCUGCUCGAGAAAAAGGCGAAAGUUAAGGAAGAAAAGAGAGCAAAGGCGAUGGCUGCUGGAGCUGACUGGCAAAGUGAUGAUUCAGAUGAAGAUCCUCCAGAAGAAAUACAUAAAGAAUCUCCCCUCCCAGAUCUUCUCAAGGAUAAAGAUAAUUAUGACCUCAUAAUAGAUUUGUGCAAGUCACUGGCUUCCUUGCAUAGAUAUUGCGAAGCAUUGGAGAUUAUAAAUCUUGCUUUGAAGGUGACUCGCAACAUAUCUUCUGUUGCUGAGGAACUCCGGUCUCUUGGAGCGCAAAUAGCAUACAACACUCCGGAUCCUGAGCAUGGGCUUGACUGUGUAAAAUACAUUGCAGACCAGCAUCCGUACAGCUAUGCUGCCUGGAAUUGCUAUUACAAAGUCAUUACCAGAUUCGAUGACUGGUAUGCGAGGCAUUUUAAGUUUCUACGUGGUAAGCGGGACAAACUCAAAGACUGUGCAGCUCCGAUGAUCAUUUCAGGGCAUCACUUGACAAGAAAAAGUCGUCAUCAAGAUGCUGCCAGAGAAUAUCUUGAAGCUUAUAAGUUAUUGCCAGAGAAUGCCUUAAUCAAUCUAUGUGUUGGUACUGCCUUAAUCAACUUAGCACUGGGACUCAGGCUUCAGAACAAGCACCAGUCUGUUGCACAAGGUUUAGCAUUCCUCUACAACAACUUGCGACUUUGUGAAAACAGCCAGGAGGCUUUGUACAACCUAGCCAGGGCCUUCCACCACAUUGGCCUUGUGACUCUGGCAACUGUGUAUUAUCAACAUGUUCUAGCAAUUCGUCAGAAGGACUGCCCUCUCCCUAAACCUCCUCAUGAGAACCAAGAGUCCGCUGAGAAUCUAUUACCAGGUUACUGUGACCUUCGGAGAGAAGCAGCUUUCAAUUUGCAUCUUAUCUACAAAAAGAGUGGAGCAGUGGAUCUUGCACGAAUGGUCCUUAGAGAUCACUGCACCUUCUGAAAGAUAAUGAUCAUAUUCUUAGAUAGUUUGACUGGAUUGAAUGAGAGGAGGCGUCCUGCUUCAUUUCUCUGGUUGGCUUGAAAAUACUGAUUACUAUUCCAUGAGAAUAGAGGUCGGUGAUUUGUCAAAUGUUCACCAACGUAGCUUAAA